AUGUCAUCGAUGACAGUCGCCAAAACCUACAGACCGGCAAUAGCGUCGAUGUCAUUGGGCCGAGCUUGGGUACACGAAAUUCAUCACAAAUUACAACAAGCAUCAGAUGCAGGGUUUCAAGGCGUGGAAAUAUUCUACGAAGACUUGGAAUAUGCAGCCCAAAAAUACGGCGACGCCAGUGAAACCAAUCUAAUACGUGCAGCAGCGGACAUUCGCAAGGCUUGCGAUUCCCUGGACUUAUCAAUCAUUGGUCUGCAGCCAUUCCUCUUUUAUGAGGGUUUGACCGACACAUCAGAACAUGAAGCCAAGAUUGAGAAGCUGAAAGUUUGGUUCAAGAUCGUCCGCGCCCUGGGAACAGAUCUCAUACAGAUCCCUUCUAACUUCAUGCCUGCUGGUCAAGGUGUGACGGGGGACGUAGACCAUAUUGUUAGGGAUAUGGUUGAAGUCGCCGACUUAGGUCUACAAGAGUCGCCUCCAGUCCGUUUUGCCUAUGAGAAUUUGGCUUGGGGCACAUAUGUCAAUAAAUGGGAAGACCUCUGGGACAUUGUCAGACGAGUGGAUAGGUCAAAUUUUGGAUGCUGUCUAGAUGCUUACAAUAUUGCUGGAAGAGUCUGGGGUGACCCCACAACGACUUCAGGCACAGUUGGGCCCACAGCUGACUCUGAUCUGGAGAAAAGUCUGAGCAAUCUGGUCAAGACGAUAGAUGUAGCCAAAGUGUUCUACCUGCAAGCCUCUGACGGAGAACGACUGGAAAGCCCGCUUGUGGAAGGCCAUCCCUUUCACGUUGAUGGACAGCCAGCACGAAUGAGUUGGAGCAGGAACGCCCGCCUUUUCCUAUAUGAGCAGGAUAAGGGUGGCUACCUACCAGUGGUUGAGGUGCUGAGGGUAUUCAUCAAAGAGCUAGGAUUCGAAGGUUGGGUGUCUAUGGAACUCUUUUCCAGGACCAUGAGUGAUGCAGACUCUUCAGUACCUCGUGAUCAUGCGCAACGAGGUGCCGCCGCAUGGCGGAGGCUGAGCCAGGAACUAAAUCUAUGA
Exophiala bonariae is the source of this 1035-nucleotide messenger RNA. RefSeq lists its product as uncharacterized. Lineage: Eukaryota; Fungi; Ascomycota; Eurotiomycetes; Chaetothyriales; Herpotrichiellaceae. The coding region runs from base 1 to 1035 and encodes 344 amino acids. The transcript has a single exon. The record is from RefSeq and is a predicted model, not a curated record.